GACGCGGCAGCGAUCGGAAAGCAGGGUUAACUUCAAAGUUUGUUUUGGUGAUGUUUCCACAACCGACUUGGGUAGUGAAAUACUUAAGAAGAUUUCAGUCGUGUCGAAAGUACCUACAGUAGCCUGAUGGGUCAUAUAUUUGGCGCGUGACAGUGCCAAGUCUCCACCAAAAACACAGUUCGCCCCUUUAAAAGAUUGUUUACGCCUGAGUUCCCCUCUUCACCAUUCUAAACAGUGCGGCAUCCUUGGGUGGUAUCCGCCAUACAGGUCCUCGCAUACCUUCCCUGGCUGCGGUUCUCAGCAGUGCACAAGCCGUAGGCAAGUGUCAGCAGCCGCUAACUUCCGUGUAGGCGCUCGUGUAAAAUACCGGCCGUAGCCCUUAUUCGUGAGUGCAACUGAACGACACGGCCCAACAAUACAUACAGCCAUUGUUACGGUUGAAUAGGUCAUUGCAUUGUGACGAUGGGAACCACAAAUGCGUGGGUACACGAAAAAGCAGGACACGGUGUCGGCCUGUGGAUGCAUGGAUGCAUUGACGUCAUUUCCCUCCUUUAGCAAUCACCACUAGUGAGAGCGCCAAUUAAUGGUCCACCUUUUUGUAAGUUCACCAACUACUGUUCCGAUGUCGACCAUACCGAAAUCCGACACCACCCGGUGAGUGGCAUAAAAUCCAACAAGUGGCGUGUAUUUCUUCAGGGUUUAAGGAAUAUUUGUCGGGGCCAUCGCUCAGUUAAAAGUGUUUGUGUGGAUUGUAUUUUCAGUGCCCGAACACACUGAAUUUAUAUCGGACUGGCAGGCACACAGCUUGGAGGUCUUCAAAUUCCAUUACCAAUACGUAGUCUUUAGCCACAUCAUGGCUGCGACUGGCAAGUUGGGUGUUCUACUUGUGGCCGUGGUACUGAAAGCGUGCGCAAGUGUAGCUGCUCCGUACUACGGCGCGAUUCUCGGUGACCUGUCCACCAUUCAUCACCAGGUUUCAGGUAGGGUGUACGCGGCAGACGCCGACACGCUGCAGAUCCUUGGGUUCACGUACGACGGGUCCGCACCAGAUGCCUUUCUGUGGAUUGGCACUUCGGCUCAGCCUGAUGCAAGCGGGACCAUCUUGCCUAUUGAUCCUAGUAACCCAGGCAGAAAGUUAGGCAGAUUCGACAACGCAAACAUAAUCGUAGAUCUGCCGACCGGCACCACAAUUUCCGACUACAAGUGGCUGUCAGUCUGGUGUCGUCAAUUUUCCGCUGAUUUUGGGAAUCUGAUCUUUCCCAUGGGUUUCACUGCUCCGGCCGUUCAUGACCUUGGCGCCUUACCGACGUAUGCUCAUCGAGUGCGGGCCGAUAGCGUUAAAGUUCUGGAUGCCAAGACCCUGAGAUUCGAAAACCUCUUCUACGAUGGCAACGGACCAGAUGCUUAUUUUUGGGCCGGAACUACAUCCUCUCCAACCAGGGACGGUAUUAAACUCAUUUGGAAGCCAGGCAUGCCGGCCACAGGUACCAACCAACGGCUAGAUCGCAGCUUCAAUGGAGACACUAUCGUGGUAACCAUGCCCGAUGGGAUGACCGUGUACGACAUCACCUACGUCAGCCUCUGGUGCGUCUUAUUCCGGUCCAACUUCGGUCACGUGACCAUCAACCCCAACCAGCUCAACGUGCCGGCUGUUCUCGAUAUGGCUCCCCCGUUCGAUCACUGCGAGGUUCUCUCCGACAACGAGUUUCACGUUCGCUGGAAAGUGGAAGCCCCCAACAUCAAAGUGGAAUUGGCUGGUCGCGUCGAACCGGGCAACUACCUGGCCUUCGGUCUCAGCGGCUCAGAUACACGGACCCGGAUGGUAGGCUCUGACGUCACAGUGGCGUGGAUGGACCAAACAACCAUGAGCCCAAUGGUUGUCGACUAUAGGCUGCACUCCAGGGCGCAAUGCUCCAUUAACAACGGCUUUGGUGUCUGCCCCGAUGAUUUAGCCAGCGUUGGAGGAAGAAACGACAACGUGUUUGAAAAGCUGUUGUCGGCAGAUGGCAUUGCAAUGUUCACCUACUCUAGACCACUGAACACGGGUGAUUCUACUGACAGAGUUAUUCCCACGGAUGCUCCAGUGUAUAUCUCCUGGGCAAUCGGCCCCAUCAACCCAGAUGGACUAGUCGCCAAACACGUCAAAAUUCCAUUCGAUAACCCUCAAAUCAACUUCGGGCGUCAGGGAACCACCAACUGUCCGGCGUUUACGGCGGUGGACAGUGGAAACCCGCUUGAGCCUUGGCCACCCUCCAGCAUUAGCAACGAGACAAAUUUCACGGUCGACAUUGGUCAGUCUGGAGGCGAGCGAGGUUACACUGGCAUUACUGGCAAGGUGGGCUGGGGAAUAGCUUGGUACGUCAACAGCUUGCUUAUACCAGAGAUCACGGUCCAGCGAGGCACUACGUACACCUUCGAGGUCCACGGGGGCAACGACCCGGCCUUAGCGGCCAAGUAUCACCCCUUCUACAUCACCGACGACUCGGAGGGAGGCUAUGUCCAGAAAACCGAAGCUGAAAAACUGGGUGUGACAAUAUACGCUGGACCAACAGAGGGAGCCUACUGUGAAUGGGAAGUCAGGACACCAGGCACGUCACCAGACGACUACGACAAUUUCUUGAGUUAUAGGUACUACCUGCAGCGCAACUGCGUCGACGCCUCGCCGACACCGGGCCGUCUGACUUGGACACCAGACGGUAGCACACCGGACCUGGUCUAUUACCAGUGUUACACACACAGGUUUCUUGGGUGGAAGAUACGCGUGGUUGAUCAGCUGGUGACGGCAGGUACAAUGAUGCCGGAGAUUCCUAGUCUGCCAGCCACGGAAGACAGCUCUCAAGCCAGCAGCACGGACCUCGGGGCUAAGCCGUCCCCCACCAAGCCGUCCCCCACGGACGGCGCCACGCGGUCGGUCACCUUAUCGGCCAUCCUGAUGGUCACCGCCCUGCUCACGGUGAUGGUGUUUUAGCUGAGCGAGAGUCAUCGUCGAAAUGAAGCAACAGUGCAACUGCUUUAAAGUUUUUAACGCUGCCAUUUUAACGCAAAAUUUGUAUCAAAAUAAUGCACAAACGACCAUAAGUAUAAACCUUUUUCAAAACAAGUAGCCUCCACAAAAUGUCAUCUUGUAAAAAGUUGAGCAUAUUUUUCAUUUGAACAUUGAAGUGCACUCUUUUAAACUGUAAAGAAUAAAGCACCGAAAAUAAGUGCAAACCUACUAUAAAACCUGACAAAUAGUACAUAUGUGAAUGUUAUUAUAAUUAUGUAGCAUUAAUUCACUUCAAAUAUAUAGUAAAACUGAAACUGUAUAUACUAUUAGAAUUCUAAGCUACAGCAAGACUGUGGAUAAGCAAUUCGGGCGUUUCACAAUAGUGCGCCUCCAAUAGUUUGCAAGGCGUUGGCCAAUCGCAGUGCGCAAAAUUUGUCGACCCA
Molecule: messenger RNA, 3429 nt
Organism: Acanthaster planci (crown-of-thorns starfish)
Lineage: Eukaryota; Metazoa; Echinodermata; Asteroidea; Valvatida; Acanthasteridae
Product: protein Skeletor
Source: RefSeq, a predicted model, not a curated record